GGAGAAAAAGACGGUCAAGAUUAUUAUUUUAUUAGCAAAGAGACCUUUCAAGCCGAAUUAGAGAAAGGCCGUUUUUUAGAGCAUGUAAUUUACGAUGGCAAUUAUUACGGAGUCCAUGGCAAAGUGGUCGAUUUAAUAUUAGGAGCCCAAAAUAAGCAUGGGGUUAUUAUUGUGGAUGUGGCCGCCGAAAGCACGGAAAAAAUGGUUGAACAUAUGAAAAAAAGAGGCACCAGCGAGCCGGAAAUUAUUCGCCGAUUAAUUAUUGCUGAAAGAGAAGAAAAAUUUGCCACAGAGUUCGAUCAUAUUUUAACCAUUAAAGAAAAUGAAUUAGCCGCUACCGCCCAAAAAAUUAAGGAAUAUUUGAAUCUAGAAUUCCAAAAGGUGCUGGAAAAAGAGACAGAAAAAGAAAAAUUUUUAGUCAACCAUUGUGAUCUGAUUAUCAAAAAAAGCCUAGUUGCUGAAUAUGAGAAAAAUUACCUUCGUUCGCUAGAAAAAUCCCACACCGCUGAAAAUAAGCGAGAUUGGAUUUUUGCUAACUCUUUCGUAAUUCCGGCCUAUUCUCUGCCAAAAUUCGCCCCUUUUCUCUUUUUGCGUUUUAUCCACAACGAACCAACUUUUAGAACUGCUAACAGCCUAGUCAGUUUAGCCGACGACACCAAAAAAAUGGCUGAAAGAUUGCGGUUUUAUCCUUUCGGGCUUUCCGCUCAAAAGCAGAUUAAUGAUUUUCUGGCUGAACCAGAACGAGACGACAUUCAAAAAAAUAUUAUCAUUCCUGAGCCAGUGGAAAGUAUAACUUUCCAAAAA
Molecule: messenger RNA, 804 nt
Organism: Racocetra persica
Lineage: Eukaryota; Fungi; Glomeromycota; Glomeromycetes; Diversisporales; Gigasporaceae
Source: the annotation of a GenBank genome assembly